This is a messenger RNA of Rotaria sordida, 2424 nucleotides long. Lineage: Eukaryota; Metazoa; Rotifera; Eurotatoria; Philodinida; Philodinidae. The record is from the annotation of a GenBank genome assembly.
AUGGAUAAUCGUGGUAAUUAUCGAGAUUCAGAUCGUGAUCGUGAUCGUGAUGGAUCAAAUACUCGACGUAGUGGUACUGAUCGUGGAGGAGAUCGUGAUCGUGACGAACGAGAUCAACGUCGUGAUGCUUCUUCAUCAUCAACUCAACAACAUCGAAGUGAAGAAGAAGAAACGACCUAUUAUCGAUCACAAAUUGCUCCGCGUGCAACAAAUAUUACACAUCGAGUAUUGCCUCCAUCCAGUAAUAUUAUGAUGGAACGUUUCUAUUCCUAUGGUACUGGUUCUGGUGUUCCACUCAAACCAGGUGCUAAAUCAGCUGCUGUUGUGGCAAUUCAGGAAAAUCGUGAACGUGAAAAACGAGAAUUAACUCAUUUAAAUGAUCGUUUUGCUUCAUAUAUUGAACGUGUACGAUAUUUGGAAGCACAAAAUAAAAAACUUCAACUUGAACUUGAACAUCUACGUGGAAAAUGGGGUUCACAAACAAGUAAAGUAAAAGAAAUGUAUGAAGUCGAAAUACGUGAAGCUCGUCAUAUUAUUGAUGAUACAGCAAAAGAUCGUGCUGCAGCUGAACUUCGAGCUAAACGUGCUGAAGAAGAAACAUUAAAAUUUAAAGACAAAUAUGAAACAUUACUAGCUGGAAGAGACUCCGAUCGAGGAAAAAUACAAGUAUUACAAAAACAAUUAGCCGAUAAUGAAGCUGAUCUUAAUCUAUUCCGACGUCGUUUAGCCGAUUUAGAAGAUGAACAAAAACGUUAUCGUGCAGAAUCACAAAAGCUCAUCUUAGAUAUUCAACGUGUAACACAAGAUUUAGAUCAAGAAACAAUAGCACGUGUACAACUUGAAAAUGAAAAACAAAGUCUUGAAGAAGAAAUUAAUUUUUUAAAAGAAAUUCAUGCACAAGAAAUUGAAGAAUUAAAACAAGCUAAUCUUAUUGGUACAGCAUUAGAUCCAGCAAAUUUUUUUAAACAUGAAUUAUCAAAUGCUAUACGAGAUAUACGAGAAGAAUAUGAACAACUUAAUAAUCAACAACGUAAUGAACUUGAAUCAUGGUAUCGUUUAAAAGUUACACAAGCUGUACAAGAAAUUCAAUCUCGUCGUGCUAUUGAAGCACCAGAAAAUAUUCGUGAAAAAGAAGAAGUUAAAAAAUUACGAACAUUAGUUACUGAUUCAAGAAAAGAUAUUACUGCUAUGAGACAAAGAAAUGGAGAAUUAGAAAAUCGUAUUCAAGAAUUAGAAGAACUCGUACAAAUUGAACGACGUGAAGGUAUUCAAGCAGCCAGUGAACGUGAUCGAGAAAUACAAGAAUUACGAGCUCGUCUUGAAGAAUUAGGACGUGAUUAUGAUGAACUUGUUACAACAAAAUCAUCUCUUGAUGCUGAAAUUGCAAUUUAUAGAAAAUUACUUGAAGGAGAAGAAAAUCGACAAGGUUUAAAACAAAUAGUUGCAAAUGUUGAAGAACAAGCUCGAAAAGAUUUUGCUACUGCUGGUGGAGCUACUGGUGGAUUUAGUUCAUCAAGUGCUGGUGGUGGUGGUGGUGGCGGCGGUGGUGGUGCUGGUGUAACAUCAUAUUCUUAUUCACGUUCUUAUCGAACAACAAGUGGCGGUCAAGAAUCAGAAGAUCGAUCAUCAACUGAACGAGAUACUAGUGGAACUCGUCGUGGUCGUGAACAUACACCAUCAGGUGGUGAUAAUCGUAAUCAAGAUGAAUUUUACCGUUCCGGUGGAGGAACAAGUUCAUCAUAUGAACGUCAUUCAACACCAACAUCAUCAACAUCUGUUGAUAAUAUUCGUGGUAAUAUUGAUCGUUAUCCACCAACAAUUCAUGAAGAAACUAGUCGAAUUGGUAGUAGUACUGUUAAACGGCUUCGAGAUCAAGGUGAAUCUACUGAUCGUGGUUCUGGUGGUCGAGGUACAGGUAUAGAAGGUGAUGAUUCAUCAUUAGAAGAUCCAAAUGAACGACGUGAUCGUUUACAAUCAACACGUAAAGAUGAAGGUUAUGGUCAAAUUCGUUGUGGUUUUCGUUAUGAUCGUGCACGUGGUAAACUUAUUGUUCGUAUAUAUGAAGCACGUGAUUUAAUUAAUACGGAUAAGAAUAGUCUUUCAGAUCCGUAUGUACGUUUAUUAUUAUUACCUGAUAAACGAAAACGAACCAAACGACGUACAAAAGUUAUGAAAGAUACAUUAGUACCUGUUUUUGAUGAAACAUUUGAAUAUGAUAUGACAUAUGAAGAAGCAAAAUUAAAAACAUUAGAUCUUGUUGUUAAAAAUGAUCGUUCACUUUUUUCAACAGAAAAAGUUUUUAUGGGUCAAUCAUUAAUUACAUUAGCUAAUUAUAAUAUUGAUGAUGGAAAUUUAAUUGAUGAUUGGUUUACACUUGAACCUGAAGGAGCAUUGGCUUUACGACUUAAAGCACUUGAUGCAUAA